Fusarium odoratissimum NRRL 54006 is the source of this 1074-nucleotide messenger RNA. RefSeq names its product shikimate dehydrogenase. The record is from RefSeq and is a predicted model, not a curated record. Gene Ontology annotation, molecular function: shikimate 3-dehydrogenase (NADP+) activity. Gene Ontology annotation, biological process: shikimate metabolic process; chorismate biosynthetic process. The coding region runs from base 1 to 918 and encodes 305 amino acids. The transcript has a single exon. NCBI's taxonomy places the organism in Eukaryota, Fungi, Ascomycota, Sordariomycetes, Hypocreales, Nectriaceae.
AUGGCUUCUGAAAAUCAGGAACAACGCACCUUGCACCUCGUUGGCAUUGGAGUCGGUCACUCGAUCGCUCCGCCAAUGCACAACCAUAUUGCUCAAUCACUCGGCCUCCCAUGGACAUUCUAUGCUACAGAAUGUGCCACUCUCGAUGACCUAAUGGAUCUUGCGCGAAAAGACACCACGGCAGGUCUAGUCGUAACAAUGCCUUACAAAAACGCCAUCAUUCCUCGUCUCGAUGCAUUAGAUGAUCUUGCUGCCACCAUUGGCGCUUGUAAUAACGUCUAUCAAGACUGGGAAGAUCCCAAGAAGUUACGUGGAACCAAUACCGACUGGCGCGGCAUCAAGGGCUGUUUGCUCGAGAAGGGAGAUCAGGCUGGAGUGCCCGUUCUGAAUAAGCCAGCUCUGAUCGUUGGCGCUGGGGGAGCUAGUCGAGCUGCUGUUUAUGCGCUCAGCUCGUACUUCCAAUCUUCAAUUAUCUAUGUGUUGAACCGCGAUGAGCAAGAAGUCAAAGACUUAAUGCGAGACUCUCAGAAGCUUUCUCCCGUUCCGACCAUCCUUCACGUCAAGGAGGGGGAAGCCCAGAAACUCGAGACACCAUACUACGUUGUCGGUACGGUGCCUGACUUUGAACCCAAAACACAAGAUGAACUUGCUGUUCGAGCCAACCUGGAAGAGUUUCUGUCUCGUCCUGAGAAGGGAGUUCUACUCGAUAUGUGCUUCAAGCCAAGACGGACCAGAAUGAUCAAACUGGCGGAGCAGAAGGAUUGGCCUACGGUGGAGGGAACGCAUGUUAUUGGGUAUCAGAUUGAAGAGCAGUGGCGGCUUUGGGCUGGUAAAGAGAGGGUGAAGAUGCUUGAUAGAGAGGGAGCGUGGAAGGUUCUUAUCGACUCGGCUGAGAAAAGUCCUGGCAUCAACUUCUAGAUUUUAUAUACUUACAGAUUGAGACGAAGUAAUCUACGUACGAACGUCUCUUGCCACCAGACUUUAAAAAGCCGCGUCAAUCUAGACUGAAAAGCACCUUCACGGAUUCUAGAGAUUUACUAAUAUGUAUGCAUCGCUGUCGAUGUUAGGUCCUAU